Molecule: messenger RNA, 1655 nt
Organism: Colletotrichum godetiae
Lineage: Eukaryota; Fungi; Ascomycota; Sordariomycetes; Glomerellales; Glomerellaceae
Product: WD40-repeat-containing domain protein
Exons: 2
Coding region: 410-1471 (353 amino acids)
Biological process (GO): transcription initiation at RNA polymerase II promoter
Cellular component (GO): transcription factor TFIID complex
Molecular function (GO): RNA polymerase II general transcription initiation factor activity; protein binding
Source: RefSeq, a predicted model, not a curated record
GUCGCGAUCGCGCACACCGAGAUCGGCGACCGCCUCGCCCUCUCGCUCACGAAGCGAUGAUGACGACGACGAAGAAGAAGAAGACGACUCCCGCGCGGGAUCACGGUCGCCCGCGUCCACAUCGGGCGGGGGGAGCUCACCGCGCAGCCUCUCAGGCGCCGUCGACCGCAGGCUACGGCUCUCGUCAACCAACGGUGGCGCAGACACCGACGCGGCAGUAACGACACCCGUAACACCCGGACCCGUGAAGAGGGGCCCCGUGAGGCCGCGGUACGAGGAGGAAAGGGUGCUGAGCGGACACGCGGGGAGCCCCGUCUCGCAGGUGCGGAUAUCGCCCGACGGCCGUUGGAUCGCAAGCGCCUCAGCCGACGGCACCGUCAAGACGUGGGACGCGGCCACGGGGGAGCACAUGGACACGCUGGUGGGCCACAUGGCGGGCGUGAGCUGCGUGGCGUGGAGCCCCAACAGCGAGAGCCUGGCGACGGGGUCCGACGACAAGUCGAUUCGUCUCUGGGACCGGGUGACGGGCCGGCCAAAGGUCACUGCCAAGGGCGUGGGCCACAUGGCCAAGGACGACGCGGCGCCUGCGGCUCAUCCCAUGCCGCCGCUGCGGGGGCACCAUAACUACGUCAUGUGUCUUGCCUUCUCGCCGAGGGGAAAUAUUCUCGCUUCGGGAUCCUACGAUGAGGCUGUGUUUCUGUGGGAUGUGAGGGCGGGCCGUUUGAUGCGUAGUUUACCAGCGCAUAGCGACCCGGUCAGCGGUAUCGACUUUUCCUGCGACGGCACGUUGGUCGUGAGUUGCUCCACCGAUGGUCUCAUUCGCAUAUGGGACACUUACACAGGCCAAUGCCUCCGCACCCUAGUCCACGAAGACAACCCCGCCGUAACGUCCGUCUGCUUCGCGCCCAACGGUCGCUUCGUCCUCGCCUUCAACCUCGACAACAGCAUCCGCCUCUGGGACUACGUCGCCGGCUCCGUGAAGAAGACGUACCAGGGCCACGCCAACAACCGCUUCGCUAUCGGCGGCUGCUUCGGUCUCGUCCCCGGCGAAGGCGCCUUCAUCGCCUCCGCCAGCGAGGACGGCGAAAUUGUGCUGUGGGAUGUUGUUACGAAGGAGGUUGUCCAGCGGAUUCCUACGCACAAGAAGGAUUCUUCUUCGCACCGGGGAGGAGGAGGCAAGGGUGCCAGCGUGUGUUUCUGGGUUGAUGUUCAUGGGGACGUCAUGGUUUCGGCGGGGCAGGACGGGCGGAUACGCAUCUUUAAGAGGGCGCUGGGCGAUGGGGAGGUUGGCGGUGCUGAGGCCGUUGCUGCCGCUGUUGCUGCUGAUGGUACAGAGACGAAUGGAGCGGAGAAAGCGCUGACGAAUGGUCACACAAAUGGUGAGGAGGCCAGGGAAGAAGAAGUCGCACAUGUCAAUGGCACGGAACCACCGAUAAAGCAGGAAGAGGACGUCGAUAUGGCUGGUGUAUGAUGGGAUGUCUCACGCAGGGGAAGCUAGAGAGAGCGAGAGAGAGAUGUAGAGAGGGGGGGGAGAAAACAGAAUCAUCUCGGGGGUAGUUAGAUGGCCUGAACAUGAUACCAAGACACACGGACAACCGUCCUCUUGAAACCUCUUAAACGGGCAGACUUCGUUGCCAAAUAUGAAAACUCCAGCG